GCGUGGAGACUGCGGCGGGGCACGCAUUGCCCGGCAGUUGGUUCGUGGGCUGUGGAAGCGACGGAGCAGGGGGCUGGUGGGGCUGGCUCGGCUGGCUGAGGGAGCACCUGCCCGGGGUCUUUAUCUUGCAUACCCUCGCUUGGGCUGGCCAGGGUAGUCACUUCUGCCUCCCUGCCCUCCAGACCAUGGACGGCUCCUUCGUCCAGCACAGCGUGAGGGUUCUGCAGGAGCUCAACAAGCAGCGGGAGAAGGGCCAGUACUGCGACGCCACCCUGGACGUGGGGGGCCUGGUGUUUAAGGCGCACUGGAGCGUCCUUGCCUGCUGCAGCCACUUCUUCCAGAGCCUCUACGGGGAUGGCUCAGGGGGCAGUGUCGUCCUCCCUGCUGGCUUCGCUGAGAUCUUUGGCCUCUUGUUGGACUUUUUCUACACUGGUCACCUCGCCCUCACCUCAGGGAACCGGGAUCAGGUGCUUCUGGCAGCCAGGGAGUUGCGAGUGCCAGAGGCCGUAGAGCUGUGCCAGAGCUUCAAGCCCAAAACUUCAGUGGGACAGGCAUCAGGUGGCCAGAGUGGGCUGGGGCCCCCUGCCUCCCGGAAUGUGAACAGCCACAUCAAGGAGCCGACAGGCUUGGAAGAAGAGGAAGUUUCGAGGACUCUGGGUCUAGUCCCCAGGGAUCAGGAGCCCAGAGGCAGUCAUAGUCCUCAGAGGCCCCAGCUCCAUUCCCCUGCUCAGAGUGAGAGCCCCUCCUCCUUAUGUGGGAAACUCGAGCAGGCCCUGAAGGCUUGUCCCCCCGAGGACAAGGAACCGGAGGACUGCAAAGUGCCCCCAAGGCCCUUCCAGGCUGAAGGUGCCCAGCUGCAGGGCAGGAAUAAUGAGUGGGAAGUAGUGGUUCAAGUAGAGGACGACGGGGAUGGCGAUUACAUGUCUGAGCCUGAGGCUGUGCUGACGAGGAGGAAGUCAGAUGUAAUCCUCAAGCCCUGUGCAGCCGAGCCAGCCCUGAGCACGGGCUCCCUAGCAGCUGAGCCUGCUGAGAACAGAAAAGGUACAGCGGCAGUCGAAUGCCCCACAUGUCAUAAAAAGUUCCUCAGCAAAUAUUAUCUAAAAGUCCACAACAGGAAACAUACUGGGGAGAAACCCUUUGAGUGUCCCAAAUGUGGGAAGUGUUACUUUCGGAAGGAGAACCUCCUGGAGCAUGAAGCCCGGAAUUGCAUGAACCGCUCGGAACAGGUCUUCACGUGCUCCGUGUGCCAGGACACAUUCCGCCGGAGGAUGGAGCUGCGGGUGCACAUGGUGUCUCACACAGGGGAGAUGCCCUAUAAGGUCAGGCUUGGCCUGUCUCCAGGGCCAGGGUGUUCCUCCUGCUCCCAGCAGUUCAUGCAGAAAAAGGACUUGCAGAGCCACAUGAUCAAGCUGCACGGAGCCCCCAAGCCCCACGCAUGCCCCACCUGUGCCAAGUGCUUCCUGUCUCGGACAGAGCUGCAGCUGCACGAAGCUUUCAAGCACCGUGGGGAGAAGCUGUUUGUGUGUGAGGAGUGUGGGCACCGGGCCUCGAGUCGGAAUGGCCUGCAGAUGCACAUCAAGGCCAAGCACAGGAAUGAGAGGCCACAUGUGUGUGAGUUCUGCAGCCAUGCCUUCACCCAAAAGGCCAAUCUCAACAUGCACCUGCGCACACACACGGGCGAGAAGCCCUUCCAGUGCCACCUCUGUGGCAAGACCUUCCGCACCCAAGCCAGCCUGGACAAGCACAACCGUACCCACACUGGUGAAAGGCCUUUCAGUUGCGAGUUCUGUGAGCAGCGCUUCACUGAGAAGGGGCCCCUCCUGAGGCACGUGGCUAGCCGCCACCAGGAGGGCCGGCCCCACUUCUGCCAAAUCUGCGGCAAGACCUUCAAAGCCGUGGAGCAGCUGCGUGUGCACGUCAGACGGCACAAGGGGGUGAGGAAGUUCGAGUGCACCGAGUGCGGCUACAAGUUCACCCGACAGGCCCACCUGCGGAGGCACAUGGAGAUUCACGACCGGGUGGAGAACUACAACCCGCGGCAGCGCAAGCUCCGCAACCUCAUCAUCGAGGACGAGAAGAUGGUGGUGGUGGCGCUGCAGCCGCCUGCCGAGCUGGAGGUGGGCUCGGCAGAGGUCAUUGUGGAGUCCCUGGCCCAGGGUGGCCUGGCCUCCCAGCUCCCCGGCCAGAGACUAUGUGCAGAGGAGAGUUUUGCCGGACCAGGCAUCCUGGAGCCGUCCCUCAUCAUCACAGCUGCUGUCCCCGAGGACUGCGACACAUAGCCCACUCUGGCCACCAGAGCCCACGUGGCCCCACCCCUCAAUAAACCGUGUGGCUUUGAUCUCGUGUA
Cebus imitator (Panamanian white-faced capuchin) is the source of this 2347-nucleotide messenger RNA. It is a transcript of the gene ZBTB48, whose product is annotated as zinc finger and BTB domain containing 48. Gene Ontology annotation, cellular component: nucleus. Gene Ontology annotation, biological process: regulation of transcription by RNA polymerase II. Gene Ontology annotation, molecular function: RNA polymerase II cis-regulatory region sequence-specific DNA binding; protein binding; DNA-binding transcription factor activity, RNA polymerase II-specific. The coding region runs from base 186 to 2279 and encodes 697 amino acids. NCBI's taxonomy places the organism in Eukaryota, Metazoa, Chordata, Mammalia, Primates, Cebidae. The transcript is spliced from 11 exons. The record is from RefSeq and is a predicted model, not a curated record.